Messenger RNA from Besnoitia besnoiti, 1818 nucleotides. Its product is annotated as putative cyclophilin. Gene Ontology annotation, molecular function: peptidyl-prolyl cis-trans isomerase activity. Gene Ontology annotation, cellular component: intracellular membrane-bounded organelle. The coding region runs from base 1 to 1818 and encodes 605 amino acids. Lineage: Eukaryota; Apicomplexa; Conoidasida; Eucoccidiorida; Sarcocystidae. The transcript has 7 exons. The record is from RefSeq and is a predicted model, not a curated record. Gene Ontology annotation, biological process: protein peptidyl-prolyl isomerization.
AUGGGGAAGUUCACAGUGUAUUUUGACAUCAGCAUCGGAAGCAAAGCCGGAAGCCGGCUUGUCUUCGAGCUUUUCAACGACAUCACGCCGAAAGCUGCCGAGAACUUCCGCGGCCUCUGCACCGGAGAGUACGGAGUAUCUGGACGCACGGGGAAACCUCUGCACUACCUGGGCACGUCUUUCUUCAGAGUCGUUGAGGGCGUGCUCAUUCAGGGAGGAGACAUCCAAAAUGACGACGGAACUGGCGGCGAGUGUGUGUGGGGCGGCUCCUUCCGCGAUGAGAACUUUGUCCGCAGACACGCGCAGGCUGGGUGCCUGGCGAUGGCGAACAACGGCAGACACACGAACGGGAGUCAGUUCUACAUCACGCUGCGCAAGGCGUCGGCACUCGACGGCAAGCACGUGGUCGUGGGGCAGCUCGUCGAGGGCAUGGAAGUUCUCCGCGCGAUGCAGCUCGUGCCGGUCGACCCAAAGACCGGCAAACCCAGAGUCCCCAUCGUGAUCUCCGGGUGCGGUGAACUCGGGGUCGCGACGAGACGCCUCAACGCGCUGCAUACGACGCGGACGCAGCUGAACGAGAUGAUGGAUCGCCACGUGAGGGAGCAGCUGAAGAAGCAAGAAGAUGAGCACAAACUAGUGGACAGCGAAAGCGACGCGAGCCGCAGCAGCAGCGAAAGCAGCGAGAACGAGACGGCGGAGCAUCGGCGCAAGCGCGAGAGAAUGAAGAGGAAGAAGCAACGGUAUCUGAAGAGUGCGCUCUUCAAAGCAGAGGCACUCCUGAAGCAAAUGCAGCAGGAGGCGGCGCACGAUCUGAAGGAGAAGUACGCAGGUCUCCAGGUCGAUGAGGAAGACCGGGAAGAAGAGGAAGAUGAAGGUCACUCGAGUCCCCAGGAGCGCGCCGAGCCCAGAGAAGCCGCGGGGGGGGACUGGCGCAAGAAGAGGAAGGCGCAGAGUGGAACUGCGGAGGACGAUGCUAAGGCGCGGGCUGCACAAUCUGAGGCGAAAGCAGGCGCGCCGAAGACUGGAAACGAAGAAAUCGAUGUCAUGCUCAUGGACGAGGAAGAAGAGAGCGAAGGCAGUGAAGAAGGCAGCGAGGAAGAUGCAGACAACAGCGCGCGAAGAAGCAGGAUUCUCGCGCUGCGAAUGAAAAUCAACGAAGGACGGAAGCUGAACAACAAAGAAGUGUUGGAAGAAAAGCGUGUGUGGAACGACCCCGUCUACGAGAAGCGAAAGGCGGAGGGGCUGGUGCGAUCCGUUCUGCGGCAGCUGCAUGGCGAAGAGGACGACUCGAAGACCAAAGGGCCUGAGAAGAAGAAGGGGCGGUCACAGGACGAAGAAGAGGAUGAAGACGCCGAGGAAUCCAGACUUCGCAGAGGCUACAUGAACGACGCCGCGGCGCUCAUCGCAGACAAAAAACUCAAGGAAGAAAAACGCGGACAGAAGACUUUUGGAUGGAACGUCUUCAACCAAGACGCUCUGUACCGAGCCCACAAAAAGAGGCUGACAGAAGUCAACUUCAAGGAGGACGAAUAUCGGAAACAGAAAGAGGCGCUAGGGGGCGUUUUCUACGACCCCUCUUCUGCUCUCGUUGCCGCCGACUUCAAGCCCACGGAGGCAGCGAAGGAUCGUCUGGUCAACAGCGUGGAGAAUGCCCAGAAGCGCCGCAGGAACUUCAGCCGCCGGCGCACGUUCCACGAAGACGACAACGUCACGUAUAUCAACGAGCGAAACAGAAUUUACAACGAGAAGAUCGACCGAGCUUUCGGGGCGAGCUCCCUCGAAAUUCGCCAGAACCUCGAGAGAGGCACGGCGCUCUAG